Messenger RNA from Papaver somniferum (opium poppy), 1629 nucleotides. RefSeq lists its product as uncharacterized. Lineage: Eukaryota; Viridiplantae; Streptophyta; Magnoliopsida; Ranunculales; Papaveraceae. Gene Ontology annotation, molecular function: DNA-binding transcription factor activity, RNA polymerase II-specific; RNA polymerase II cis-regulatory region sequence-specific DNA binding. The transcript is spliced from 2 exons. The coding region runs from base 177 to 1445 and encodes 422 amino acids. The record is from RefSeq and is a predicted model, not a curated record. Gene Ontology annotation, cellular component: nucleus. Gene Ontology annotation, biological process: regulation of DNA-templated transcription.
UCUUCAUCUUCAUCUUCUUUUCUUGUAAACAUAUUGUUAUAUAAAUAUUAACUAAGCCACCCAGGUGUGAUCCUAUUAUCAUAUAAUCUUCAUCAAGGUCAGAAGUGUACAUGUAAACAAUUGCGCGAGCAGGAUAAUAAAAUCCAACAAUCACCAUCGAUAUAGAUUGAAGAUAUAUGGAAGCAGAUACAGUAUCAUCAUCUGUUGGAGGCAGUAGUAGUACCAGCCGCGGGAAUAAUAAUAAUCUUGAUGAUCUGACAAACAAAAGUUGCCCAAGAGGUCACUGGAGACCCGCUGAAGAUGAAAAACUUAGACAACUGGUUGAGCAGUAUGGCCCUCAAAACUGGAAUUCAAUUGCAGAAAAACUUCAAGGAAGAUCAGGGAAGAGCUGUAGAUUGAGAUGGUUUAACCAAUUAGACCCACGAAUUAACAGAAGACCCUUCUCAGUGGAAGAAGAAGACAGGCUUCUUGGAGCUCAUCGCGUUCAUGGAAACAAAUGGGCUCUAAUUUCACGACUCUUCCCUGGCAGAACAGAUAACGCUGUCAAGAAUCAUUGGCAUGUCAUCAUGGCUAGAAAACAAAGAGAACGAUCCAAAUUACUGUACGGUUCAAAGGGAUCCUCAUCAUCUAGUAGUAUUAAUUAUUAUGAUAAAAGUAAUGGUUUUGUAGGAAUAUACUCAUCACUAAGAUCUAGUCACAACAAUGAUCUAUAUAAUUGCUCGAGUGAAUUCCAAUAUGAAAACAGUUGUAGCAGCCGUGGGAUCAAUAUUGAAUUCCGAGAGAGGCACAAAGAUAUCGACAGCAGCGAUGAACAUGAAGCGCUUGAAAUCUUCUGGACGGGCACAUCACUUUCGGAUAAGUCAGUACAACCUUCUUGGGUUUUUCCUGCAGGACCAACAGGUACUGUCUACUCGCAACAGAAACAUUUGAUGAAUGGAUUAGGUAAUGGUGGAGGAUCAUCAACAUUAGUAGUAAGGGAUAUAUUUCGCAGUUCCACUUCUAGCAAUGCUUGUCGUAUCAUGGAGAGGCCAUCGUCAUUACAUGGUUUUAAUGGCGACCGUUCAUCAGCACUUCAUCACUAUCAUCAUCAGUGUUAUAAUUUAUCAAAGUAUUCUUCUUCAUCAAUGUAUGGACCGGGAUACAGGAGUUUAGGUGCAGCAAUUACUGAACCGGGCAACUUUGUCAGAAUGUCACAUCCCGCUGGCGAGCUCCCCACAAGUAAUCUUGGUGAUGGUACGGGUUUACGUUUUGGAAGUGAUAAGAAAUUAACCAAUAAGCAGGAUAUAGUUCAUUUAGGCCAUACUCGUUCAUACGAAUGUCCGAGGUUGAGCAUGUCAAACCAACUGCAAGAGCAAUUAGGGGAUCCUCAUGAUCAAUCCGCAGUGGAACAAAAAGAGGUGCCUGCUUUUAUAGACUUUCUUGGAGUUGGUAUUUCUUUGCCUUGAUGAUAUUUCUAGCUUGAAACAACUAAUGUUACGGUUAUGUACCUCUAGCUAGAGAAUAAUUAGUUGAAAUCUUAUGCUGUAGUAGUUUUCUGUUGAUGUUUGGGAAUCCCGGGCACCAACUAUACAUAUAAGAGUAUACUGUUCUUAUAUUUACUUAUAAAAGUGUCAUCUGCCGUGACUGUAA